Messenger RNA from Stomoxys calcitrans (stable fly), 4610 nucleotides. RefSeq names its product E3 ubiquitin-protein ligase SH3RF1 (gene POSH). The coding region runs from base 275 to 3373 and encodes 1032 amino acids. The transcript is spliced from 8 exons. NCBI's taxonomy places the organism in Eukaryota, Metazoa, Arthropoda, Insecta, Diptera, Muscidae. The record is from RefSeq and is a predicted model, not a curated record. Gene Ontology annotation, molecular function: metal ion binding; protein binding.
UUUGCCUUCAACCAUACAUCCGAGGUCCAUAGCUCACUUGCUAAACAUUCCAACAUUUCCUUUAACUAUAAAAUUAAUUGGGCAGGUUCAUGGAUGAAGGGGGCACACACGGAUCUACUGAAAGGGAGGUCACGUUAUGUAUGUGAAAAGAACAGAAGACGAAGACUUGAUUGAAUGGAAUGUUGUUUCGAUGAAUCGUUACACAAAAAAGUGAAUAGUAAUAUGUAAAUUAGUUAAAAUAAUAAAAAAGUGACAAAUUCAAUUCACGGAAAAAAUGGAUGAACACACAUUAAAUGAUUUAUUGGAAUGUUCGGUGUGUUUGGACCGUUUGAAUACCUCCUCCAAAGUACUGCCGUGUCAACAUACUUUUUGUCGAAAAUGCCUUGAGGUUAUCUAUGAGAGCCGCCAAGAAUUGAGGUGUCCGGAAUGUCGUAUACUAGUGGACACAAAAAUAGAGGAUUUGCCACCGAAUGUAUUGUUAAUGAGAAUUUUAGAAGGAAUGAAAAAUGCAGCUACAAAACAGCAAACAACGACACAAGCACAACAAAGUGAAUCAAGUGGAAAGAAUGAAACACAAAAACAAACAUUGAACCCUACAAAUCCUAGCACCAUUAAUAAUGAGAAUGCACAACAUCGGCAACAGCAUCUUAGACAAAAUACCGCCAACGUUUCACCACAUAUCCAGCAACAGCAAUAUUCUCAACAAAUGCCAACUGUUGCACUAACGCCACCACAGCAGCAGCAGCAACAACAGCGGCAUCCAGUUAACCAACAAAGACGUUGCAUUGUUCCUCAUGCUUAUGCUCUUUAUGACUUCGAUUCAAAUGAGCCCACCGAUUUAAAAUUCAAAAAAGGUGACCUUAUACUGUUGAGACGCAAAAUAGACAGCAAUUGGUAUGUGGGCCAAUUGAAAGGAAUUGAGGGAAAUUUUCCAAUAAAUUAUGUACAGGUUGUUGUUCCAGUUCCCUCAUCUCAAUGUGUUGCGUUAUAUGAUUUCAAAAUGGGCCCCAACGAAGAGGAAGGUUGUUUGACCUUCAAGAAAGGUACAGUAAUUCAAGUUUUGCGACGCGUUGAUCAAAACUGGGCUGAGGGUAGAAUAGGUGCUUCAAUAGGCAUAUUUCCCAUAGCUUUUGUUGAAUUAAAUCACAUGGCAAAACAGCUGUUGGAGAACUUUGCCUCUGUCCAGCAGCAUUCCACACAGAAUAUUAACCAACAAAUGAGCGAAGUUCGCGAUUUACCCCCUAUACCAGUGGCAGACCCUUCGGUUUUGGCUCCCAACGAAUCCGCCAUGGCCGCUUCAUCAAUUACUGGUUCAUCAUCCACCACAACUGCUCAACUUUCGUGUUCAUCAUCAUCAAAUUCUUCUGCCACUACAAGCCCAACGUCCACCACUGCGAAUCCUUCGACAUCAUGUUCUACUACUACUUCAUCCUCCAACACUAUUUUCCACUCAAUGCCGAAUAGCCCACAAUCAUCAAUGCCUACAACUCCACAACAUUCCGCUCAAAUAUCCAAUGCCUCAAAUUCCGUUCGAAUGCGUAACGAUUUGAAGCAUAAAAGACAUUCACUUAAUGCUUUAUUGAAUAAUGGCAGUGCCUUGAGCAUUAUGCAAAGCUCAAACAGACAUUCGGCGGAAAUUCUAAGUGUUCCCAAUGACUUUGAACCAGAUUUGUUGGCAAGUUCAACUUCCACAGCUACAGGUCAAACCACUGCUGCCCGGGAGCAGCAACAUCAUUUAUCAUCAACCAACAUUAGUCAGAAGCCUCAAGGUUUACCAAAUCAAACGCAGCAGGCUUCAAACGCAACACAGAGCUCUAUUGUAACAUCGUCUACAACGCCGCGUCAUAAUGUUUUGUGUGUGCAACAGAAUGUACCACCUUCACUGCCCUGGGGCUAUUUGGCAUUGUACCCUUACAAGCCUCGCAAGAAUGACGAAUUAGAAUUAAAGAAAGGUUGUGUUUAUAUGGUAACCGAGCGCUGUCUGGAUGGAUGGUUUAAAGGCAAAAACUGGAAGGAUAUCAGUGGUGUUUUUCCUGGCAACUAUGUGACCCCCUUAAGAGCUAGGGACCAACAGCAAUUAAUGCAUAGUUGGAAAUUAAUACCACCCUCAAAUUGCGCCACUAUAACCACAACUUCCCAGAUGGGUAAUCAAGCAGUUAGUGGUCAACAAGCUGCACAACAGCUAUCAAACUAUUCACCCUCAAUGCGCAAUGAUUUGGAAAAUAUAAAUGCACGUUUGACUUUGGCUAAUUUAACGCCCCAUCAGGCAAUGCCACCUGAUUUGCCACCAAGACAAUUAGCCAUAAGUCCGCCUAAUGUUAGUGCAAUGCAACCACAAAGUGUACAACAACAAGUGAGUGUGACAUCAAAGGAAACUCGCGACAAGGAGGCGCUAAAAGAGAAACCUACAAGCACAGGUUGCAUACCAACAUCCUCCUCCUCAUCAUCGUCAUCGUCCUCAACUGCAACAUCAUCAGCCUCGGCUGGUUUGAAGAAGUUCUUAACGCAUAUAAAAUCAAGAUCUAAGUCACCAGGCGCUGCAAUUGUGGCUGCGUCAGCAUUGGCUACGGCACAGUUGCAAUUUAAUGAUGCAACAGGCAGUAGCAAACAGACGCAAGUUUCUGGCUUAAGUGGAGGUACACUUACGCCAGUGCAUGUUAGGUCCGGAUCCUGUCCCAGCCAGAUAUUGCAAAGUAUUCCCAAUGAUCGUUCACGUACUCAUAAUGAAAAUAAGGAUGAAUCGCCUAUAGCUAUGCACCAGCAACAGCAUUCGCCUCAAACGGGUGGAGCUGGUUAUGGCUCUCAACGCAUUAAGGCUACAAAAGAAAGGGCCUCAUUGGAGAAUUCAAGGCCCACUAUCGACUCGACUUUACGCAGCCUCUAUGCAAAUCACAUACAACAACAGUCCAAUCUAAUGCCUAAAAAAUGUGCCCAGCAACAUCAGCAAACAAUGCCACAAUCUUCGAAUAUCAAUUUCAACAGUCCCCCCACAACCACGGUAAUACACCGUAAAUCGCAUUCGUUGGAUGCUUCGAAUAUAUUACAAUCAUCGCCGGGACCCACAAGUAGUGCCCUAGCUGGUGUGGCUUUGAGUGGAAAUGUCAUUAAGUCCUCCAUUCCUCAGUGUAAUAUAAAUGCCGCUGCUAUACAUGCUAGUGCUACUACUAAUAACAGUCCACAAAAUGCUAUGACAGAAAGCCGUUUUCGCUGUGUUGUUCCUUAUCCCCCAAACAGCGAUGUGGAAUUGGAACUUCAAGUUGGUGAUAUUAUAUAUGUCUAUCGUAAACAAAAAAAUGGUUGGUAUAAAGGUACCAAUUCUCGAACUUAUAAGACUGGUUUAUUUCCUGCUUCAUUUGUUGAACCCGAUUUAUAAAAAAAUAAAAGACUUUAAUUAUAAGUUUAUGUUCAACAUAUUGCAAAUGACACAAUCAUAUAACAUUGUUAAAAUUAAAAUUUAUAUUUACACUUGUUUUUCUUAUAAACAAAAAAAAAACAAAAAUAACAUAUCGCGCAGCACAAAACAACAUGCAAACACUCACAGUCUUAUGUUAUUUUAAGCUCACAUUCAAGUAUUUUCAUAUGCUCUUCUCAAACUGCCAUGUUUAGUUAAGUGUUUUUUGAUUUAAAUAAUAUUUUUUGAAACGCUGGUCGCUUUGAAAUCUUCUUUCGCAAAUCUUCCUUACUGUUUUAGUAUGAUUUAAGCAAGGUAUCAUAAUAAUUGUUAAUAACUUCACUAAUGAAAUCGAAUUCAAUUUUUUUUUAUUAAAUAUUAGGUAUGAACGUUAGUUAUUGUAAAAAAUCGUCGAUAUUAGUUAAGAGCUUAUUACAUAUAUUUUUAUGUAGUUUUUAUUUGUAAUUGUUCGUUAAUCGAAAUGCUUCCUUAAUUGUAUACUUAAUAUUUUCAAUAAUUUUUUUCUUAGUUUAAAACUUUCUGUUAUAAACAUAUGUAUGUUAUAUUUACAUAUGCGACCUCCCCCCCAUAUUGAUGCUUUAUACGCUAUGCUAUAUAUAUAUUGGUUUUUGUGUAAAGUAUUCUACACCCCGUACACAGAUCCACAGUAUGUUGUCUCAUUUUUUUCUAUGAAACCCAAAAAAACAAAACAUUUUUAUACUUAACAAGGGAAAAUUAUUUACUAACUUGAAUUUAAAUGCCGACCAUCACUAAAACAUUUAAAUUUGUUUUAAAAUAAAAAUUUGAAAACCUUAUUAACAAGAAACAAAAAGAAUAUUGACUUUAUUUUGUCUUACAUUCACUUGCCUCCUAUAAGCUGUUCUUGAUAUGAUGCCAGACGACUGCCUAAUCUCAAAUUGUUUCUAGAGCGAAGGGCAAAGUGUAGUAAUGAAACUUACUUCACUUCAGUUGAGCAAAGACAAUUACAUCAGUUUUGCCCUCUGUAUAAUACAGAUAAUGAACGGCCAGCCUCAUUUACACCCUCGCUAUGAACUCGGCCAUCGAGACGCAUGGAAGCAGGGUUACUUAUAACAAAAUAAAAAUCAAAUAGAGACACAAUGUUAUGAAAUCAGCACCAUGUUAAUAUUUUGGAAUUUCAAAAAUCCAAAAGCAUUCCGCGAUUCGAAAUUCGAAGUAAAUCUUAAACACAGAAUUUUUU